ACGAAGCUGCCCAAACAAAGCACCAUGUCUCCCUCCUCAAAGCCCCCAUCUGCCUAGAGGCCAGGCUGGGAAAUGGGUACUUUUGUGGGUCUUAGCCCAGAAGGGGUGACAGGCAGAAGGAGGGGGCGACAGGAAAACCUGGUGGCAGGGUGGCUGUUCUGUCCCUGCGUCUUUUUUGGUUUCUUCCUUUAGCCCCUCCAUCUAGCUACUGGGCACCCACUCUGGGCUGAACGUUGGGCUAAGGGGUUGGGAUACGCAGACAAAUGACAUACAGUCCUAGCUCCUGGAAAAAGACCACCCAGGUCCUGGAUCCUUGCUUCCUCCCAUCUUCAGCUCCCUUACCCAUGACCCCUCACCCCACUUCUCUGAACCCGUCUCUUCUGCCCCUCUGACUUUGUUCUGUUCACAUCUUAACCAGACUCCGCUGUGGGUGUACUCCCAGAGGGAAGAGACACAAAGGAAGGGGGGGCAGAAAGGAGGGAAUCCCGCUGACAUCACGGCUCAUUAGCAUGUGUGACCUCAUCAGGGGGCGGAGCUAUCUCCCCAGGUGUCGGGGCGGGGGGGGGGGGGUAGAGUAUGGCUGGGUGGUAUUUAAAGGGAAAAGCUGACAGUGCUGCUGAGUGAGCGAGCGGGUGCUGCAAGCUACCGGGCUGCACACACACAACGAUGCAUUCGGACCUCGACACCGACAUGGACACCGACACGGAAACCACAGCACUCUGCCCCUCCAGCAGCCACCGGGCCUCUCCUCCAGAGACACCCACACCAGAAGCAGAUGCCACACUGCUGAAGAAGCCAGAGAAACUGUUGGCAGGGUUGGACUGGGGCAGGCCACCCCCUGCCCCAGGGGCUCCCAGACGAAGAGGCAGUAUGCCUGUCCCCUACAAGCACCAGCUGCGGCGGGCCCAAGCUGUAGAUGAACUUGACUGGCCACCUCAAGCCUCAUCCUCUGGCUCCUCUGACUCCCUGGGCUCAGGGGAGGCAGCCCCCACCCAAAAGGAUGGCAUCUUCAAGGUCAUGCUGGUGGGGGAGAGCGGCGUGGGCAAGAGCACCCUAGCAGGCACUUUUGGUGGUCUCCAGGGAGACAGUGCUCACGAGCUGGAGAACCCAGAGGACACCUAUAAGAGACGCAUCAUGGUGGAUAAGGAGGAAGUGACUCUAGUUGUUUAUGACAUCUGGGAACAGGGGGAUGCAGGGGGGUGGCUGCGGGACCACUGCCUUCAGACGGGGGAUGCCUUUCUCAUCGUCUUCUCAGUCACCGACCGACGAAGCUUCUCCAAAGUUCCAGAGACCCUACUUCGGCUCAGGGCUGGAAGGCCCCACCACGACCUGCCUGUCAUCCUUGUUGGAAACAAGAGUGACCUGGCCCGCUCCCGGGAGGUCUCACUGGAGGAGGGCCGCCAUCUGGCAGGGACACUGAGCUGCAAGCACAUCGAGACGUCGGCCGCGCUGCACCACAACACGAGGGAGCUCUUCGAAGGAGCGGUGCGCCAGAUCCGGCUGCGGCGAGGCCGGGAUGGCGCCGGGGGCCCGCGGCCCGAGUGGGGCAGCCCCGAGGGCCCUGCUCCGCCCGCGCGUCGCGAGAGCCUCACCAAGAAGGCCAAGCGCUUCCUUGCCAACCUGGUGCCGCGCAACGCCAAGUUCUUUAAGCAGCGCUCCAGAUCGUGCCACGACCUCUCAGUGCUCUGAGCCGUGGUCGCCAUGGUCACCGCGCUCUCUGCCCGCCCCUAGCCCCGCCCCGCCCUCGUUCGGCUUCCUCCGUGAAGACCGUCUAGGAAACCAAAAACUCCCGGGACACCUUGCUGUGACCGCGGGAGGCGGGCCCCCCGCCCCCAGGCCCCGGAGGGCGUCGCCCCACCCGCUCCAUGCGCUCUCCGUUUACCUCCCGGCCUCUGGGCUCCUGGAAAGAGGAAGCGGACCCGCCGAGGGCGAGCCGCGACCGGUGGGCGGGGCAGCUUCCGGCGGGCGGGGAGAAAAGUAGUUCUGCAAGGGAUUUUCUUUUUUAUUAAUUUACGCUUGACCACCUCUCCUGUAAAGAGAUGCUAAAAGCAAGAAUUGGAAGAGACCUUUGUAGACUUCUUUACAGUUUCCCACCUUUGUACUCAGCGCGAACAUGCCUCAUCAUAAGAGAUUCUUAAAGUCACAGAGCCGCUUCCUUGAGACUUUCCUACAGCGUCCUGGCUCUGAUCUAAUGCACUUGUCCACUUUGCCCUUAAGAAGUUCUUAAAGGCAAGGGCCUGGAAGCGCUGUUCUUCAAAUUCUGUGACUUACCGUGGCACCACGGCACUUCCCCUUUAAGGUUAUUAAAGGUAAGGCGUGCAGAGACUUUUGCCUGAAGAUUUGAGGGGUCGCAACCUGCCUUUUGCCAGGACCCAGGAGGCACCACCAAGGGGACCACCUUUCUCUUUUCAAUAAAGAAUUUUUCUACUGCA
Messenger RNA from Cervus elaphus (red deer), 2432 nucleotides. RefSeq names its product RRAD and GEM like GTPase 2 (gene REM2). The transcript is spliced from 5 exons. The record is from RefSeq and is a predicted model, not a curated record. Gene Ontology annotation, molecular function: GTP binding; GTPase activity; calcium channel regulator activity. Gene Ontology annotation, cellular component: plasma membrane. Bases 667 to 1689 code for a protein of 340 amino acids. NCBI's taxonomy places the organism in Eukaryota, Metazoa, Chordata, Mammalia, Artiodactyla, Cervidae.